Austrofundulus limnaeus is the source of this 1033-nucleotide messenger RNA. RefSeq names its product otopetrin-1. Gene Ontology annotation, biological process: inner ear morphogenesis; proton transmembrane transport. Gene Ontology annotation, molecular function: proton channel activity. Lineage: Eukaryota; Metazoa; Chordata; Actinopteri; Cyprinodontiformes; Rivulidae. The record is from RefSeq and is a predicted model, not a curated record. Gene Ontology annotation, cellular component: membrane.
CAGGGAUCACAGAGGACUGAAACGCAAUCUCUCAUUUAAGGCGUCUCAGCGAGCUYAUUCAGAGCAGCAGGUCUCUCCGUUUCAGGUUCAGGAAUACAAGGUGACACUGGCGCGCAUCAAGCCCAUCCUCRGUGAGGCAGGACAUUUGAACCGUGCGUAACUGCGGAGCCGGACCUUGGAGAUUGAAUUAAUGUUUGGCACGCAUUGUAUCCGUCUGAAUCAGCACCUUGUAGGCACUUGGAACGCACCUGGCCUCCCCCCUCGGGUGCACUUAUAGGGCACAGAUUUGACUCGUUUCCUCGUAGCAGCUGUUGCACAAAAAGCCUGCUCGCCAUGGGGGAACGCGGCGUCCUGGGCAUCAUGUGUCCGAACAAGUACAGCCGCCGCUCCUCGUCGUCGUCCGCCAGCUCCAUACGGGAGAAUAAGAUGUUCCCCAAACUCAAAGCCUUUUCCAAGGACUACCCGAAGAAGAACGCGGAGUUCCUCAGCGGACAGUACGGGACCAACCUGCURCUGAUCGGCGUGGCGCUGAUGCUGGCCAUCGCGCACCACGAGCCCUCCGUGGAAGAGGAGCACCUGCUGGCCUUCGCCACGGGCCUCAUGAUCCUGCAGCUCUUCUGGAUGAUGUGGUACAUCCUGGUGCGCACCAGGCGCAGGAGCGCGCGGACGGAGAGGGACGUGAACGCCACCACAUGCUGGAUCAGAGGUGGUUUGACUCUCCUUGCAGUCCUCUCUCUGAUCAUGGACGCCCUGAGAAUUGGGUAUUUUGUCGGCUACCGCUUCUGUUUGUCGGCUGUGAUUCCGGUCUAUGCUGCCAUCCAUGCAAUUCACACCGUAGCUCAGGUGCAUUUUCUUUGGUUUCACAUCAAGGAUGUCAUCAAAAGCUUUGAAACCUUCGAGAGAUUUGGUGUGAUUCACGCAGUCUUCACCAACCUCCUGUUGUGGUGCAACGGCGUGAUGUCAGAGACCGAGCACUUCAUGAACGAUCAUGUCAGGAGGCUCACCGCUCUGGGAUUCGAAAAUAUCACCAUGG